Molecule: messenger RNA, 975 nt
Organism: Phyllostomus hastatus (greater spear-nosed bat)
Lineage: Eukaryota; Metazoa; Chordata; Mammalia; Chiroptera; Phyllostomidae
Product: 3-galactosyl-N-acetylglucosaminide 4-alpha-L-fucosyltransferase FUT3-like
Cellular component (GO): membrane
Molecular function (GO): alpha-(1->3)-fucosyltransferase activity
Source: RefSeq, a predicted model, not a curated record
AUGCCGGGCUUGUGGCCACUCCCAAAGGGUGCGCAGGGUCAAUGUCCUCUGAAGGGACCCUGCUGGGCCACCUUGGGCUCCCCGCCCAGCUGCCCCUGCUGCUUCUGCUGCGGGCGUGGACACCCAACAUCCCACACCUCCGUCCACUGCCCAGAGCUGUGGCCCAGCCUAGCCAACUGCCAGCGUGUACCUUCGGGUGGGUGCAGCCCCCGUGCAUCCCUGAGAGGUCAGCUACCAACCACAGGCACAGCUUCCGCCUUUCCCCGGCCACCCAGCCAGUGCUGGGUCUGGUUCAACCUGGACCUGCCUGGCCACGGUCCACCACUGAAGGUCCUGUAUGGACACUUCACUCUUACCGUACCCUACCACACAGACUCGGACAUAACAUGUAGGGCUGGUUUGAGCCGUGACCCAGCCAGCUGGCCGGCACACCGGUCAGCCUCUCAGCCAAGAGUGAGCUGGUGGCCGGAUGGUGUCCACUGGAGGAAGGAUUUGACUAGAUACUUUAGGUUCACCUCUAAGUGGACAUGUGCAGGGGCUCCACAAGCCACUGCCCCACCGGUCAUGACCAAGUGGCUGUCCCAGGACAAGUUUUACCUGGCUUUUGACAACUUGUACCCCAACUGCAUCACAGAGAAGCCGUGGAAGAAUGCCCUGCAGGCCUGAACCUCGACCAUGGUGUUGAGCCCCAGCAGAAGCAACAAUUCCUGGCCCCAAUACCUUUAUCCACUUUACGGCUUCCAGAGUCCCAAGGAACUGGCCAGGUAUCUGCUAGUGGUGGACAAAGACCACACCCACUACCUGAGUUACUUCUGCUGGCAGGAGACACUGCAGCCUCCAUCCUUCUGCUGGGACCUGAUAUUUUUCGAGGCUUGCUGGAGGCUGCACCAGGAGUCCAGCCACACAGUGACCAGCAUGGCCUCCUGGUUCACACGGGCCGACCAGCCAGUGGCCUCACAUGCCAGUCACUUCUGA